GGCUGAGCGCAGCUGCUGCUGUUGCUGCUGCAGCAGCAGGUUGAUUGGGGGCUUGGAGGGGCGGGCGGGGGGCACCGGCGCGGACACCCAACGAUGCAUCGGUCGGGCCGGCGCUGAGAUGAUGGCGGUGGAAGCUAUUCGUUGCAGUCUGAAUCCAAAUGGCAUCGAUCACUCCGUCUGUGCCGAAGGGAUUAACUUGCCCGUCGAAGAGCAAGGCGGGGAAUCUGAGUCGGCUCAAAGCGAAAAUCCCCCGAAGGUCUGCGACUCCAAAGGGACACCCAAGAAGCAGCAGGCGGAACCAGAGGCCUCUAAGUCUGGUGCGGUGAAGCUGUCCAAACCAGUGGCUCUGUGGACCCAACAAGAUGUCUGCAAGUGGUUGAAGAAACACUGCCCAAAUCAGUAUCAGAUCUACAGUGAGUCAUUCAAACAGCAUGACAUAACGGGCCGGGCACUGCUGAGGUUGACGGACAAAAAACUGGAGCGGAUGGGCAUUGCCCCCGAGAGCGUCCGCCAGCACAUCCUGCAGCAAGUGCUCCAGCUGAAAGUAAGAGAAGAAGUCAGGAACCUUCAGUUACUUACGCAAGCACCUCCUUCUCCAUCUGGGAAAAUGAGGAGAAGCAACAACUUGAGACCUUUUCAACUUCCAGAGUGUCAUCACCAUGGCUGUGUCUGGUGGACUCCGAGCCAACAAGGUUCACCAUUCUCUGGUCCUCGAGUCUCAGCGCCCCAUCCCUCUCACUCCUCAACGGAAAGUUCCCCGUGAGCCUCGUUGAACUCCAGAGGUACCAGACCACCGGUUGAUAAGGAAGUGACUUCUCCCUCUUGAUAAACAGAACCGACAUUACUGAUGGGCGAUGACCUUGGCGAGUUGAAAGAUAUGAUGAGAUGCAACCGUUCCAUCCAGACUGUGGGUUUUGGAAAAUCCCGGUUUGCUGGGGGGAUUAAAAAUGUGGUGCGUAUGCCACCGGGCUAAUUUGUUCGAAGUGGUCACGGACAGACCAUUAGCUGGAAAAUUGCUUCCGGUUUUCAUCACUGUGCGUAACUUGAGCUCCCUAGGGGAAAACGGCCCAUGCCGUUCACUAGAAAUCCCGUUUUAGCAUGGCAACUACCGGAUUAUUUUAUAUGUAUGCAGAUGGCAUGAUGUUAUAGGAAAAAAUUUCAACACUUCUGCAAUCUCAGUGGAAAUGUUCACAAUAUUUUGCCUUGAAAGGGAUGUAAACAUGUCACGUGUAUGUUAGUUAUGCAGUCUAAAGAUAUUCUGUCCAACGA
Messenger RNA from Ornithorhynchus anatinus (platypus), 1269 nucleotides. RefSeq names its product sterile alpha motif domain containing 12 (gene SAMD12). Gene Ontology annotation, biological process: cell surface receptor protein tyrosine kinase signaling pathway. The record is from RefSeq and is a predicted model, not a curated record. Gene Ontology annotation, molecular function: protein binding. NCBI's taxonomy places the organism in Eukaryota, Metazoa, Chordata, Mammalia, Monotremata, Ornithorhynchidae. The transcript has 6 exons. The coding region runs from base 119 to 763 and encodes 214 amino acids. Gene Ontology annotation, cellular component: cytoplasmic side of plasma membrane.